Molecule: messenger RNA, 2682 nt
Organism: Mesorhabditis belari
Lineage: Eukaryota; Metazoa; Nematoda; Chromadorea; Rhabditida; Rhabditidae
Source: the annotation of a GenBank genome assembly
AUGCUCUCCGAAAUCCGAUCGCAACUUUCUGAGAGUCAAGAUAGAUGGAAAAACAAAACAAGCAUUCCCUCGUCUCCAUCCCGAAAAGAGGGCCUCAACAGCAUUCAGAAGCGGUUGGCCGAGUUGAAUUCGUCAGCCGACGAUUGGCGCCGAAAAGUGCGCAAAGAUGUUUCGCCGACGCGGAAACCCACGCAAAAAGUGCAUCCGCUGGAAAAACAAACGCUAAACUACGAGAAACUGUUAACGCCUCAGCCAUCAAAAGCGAACACUUUACAUAAUAUCGACUCUGGACUAAACACGUUUUUCUCUGCCACCGUUCCACUUACGUCAGUUACUAAAAAUGAAGGCGAAUUGCAAAAGGAGGAGAUCGAUUUGGACGCUAUUCAGCCAUCACAGAGGCUAUCCACCCCAAGACGACUAGUGCCUCGACCGGGUCGACCAGCACGACGAAAGGCUGGAACCGAUCGUCUAAAAGCGAUUGACGUUGAUAGUGUGCAUUGUGAGGAGGAUCUUCGGGAUCAUUUGGUUAUUGAGGAGCUUGAUGACGAUAUGAGCACACCGGUGGCUACAAGUGCUAGAAAGGGAUUACAGUCAAUCGAGAACUAUGACGCAGCAAAGAGUGCUCUGAAGCAAGCCGAUCUCGUUUCCCCGUUUCCUGACGUGAUGUUGAUUCGAAUCAUGGGUGAGAAGAAAGUCGACGUUCGUUUGGUUGAGCCAAAGGGUUCAUCUGUUCAUCAGCACGGCUGCUUUGUGCUUGUCACGCCGAAAAGACUCUUUCUCUAUACAGGAUCAGAAAGCAAUAUUCUUGAAAAGACAAAGGGGGCUCAAAUGACAACAUCGAUCAUUCAAAAGAAAGAUCUCUUUUGCACAGCUGAAUGCGUUGAACGGGUUGAAGGAUCAGCGCCGGCUUUCUUUAAAACACUAGGAGGUGAUUCAUCAAAUUCAUCGUUCAUCCGCCCGGCUGAACCCUUCGAAAAUCUCGCCGCUUCAGCGAAUCUUAUCCUCCGGGUCACCGACGACUACAAAAUUCAGUCGAUCGUCAAAGGGGAACGGCCACGUUUCAAGAUUUUCCAACCAAAUGAGACUUUGAUUCUCGACUUUGGCUCCGAGAUUUACAUUUGGAGUGGGCGAAACGCGAGAAAGACAAGCGGAAGAUACGCAAAGGAGUAUGUGAACAAAUUGAUCAAGUGCGGUCUUGGGUGCAGCGAGAUUUUUGGAUGCGAUAUGUCAGUGAAGAGGCCCGAGUGGGUCAUUGUGAGACGGGUCUUCCAGGGAGUCCAAGACGUUCUCUUUGCCUCAAAGUUCGCCGAUUGGGAAACAAGUGAGAUGAAAAAUUUGUUCAAAACGCCGAUAUCAACGAAACAAAUUCCUCGACGAGAUCCUGAACAAGAUGCGAUCGAUUUAGCUGAAAAGAUUAGAUCCUUCGAGCAUCAACUCCCCGUACUUGUCCUUGAAGACUAUGAAUUUGAGAGGCAAACAAAAGAUGUAAUCACUGAAGACAUUGCUUUCUGGGUGCUACAGGGAGAGGAAUUAGAGAAAAUCCAAAAGACAAACGUUUUGUGGAGUGAUGAGUGCUAUGUGGUGCGGUGGCAGUACAGGAUUCAGUUGUCAGGUGUAAGACGGCUAAAAGACGGCUCUGAGGUUGAGCGGGAGACAGGCCGACAACGAAUUGCGUAUUUCUAUUGGUUAGGCAAGUGGACAUCACCAAAGCUUCAAGGUCUUUGCGCGCUGAAGCUUUCACAUAUGGAUAAAGAGAAGAGUCCUCAUGUUCGACAAGAACAAGGCGCUGAGCAUCCGGUUUUUCUAGAGCUUUUUGAAGGAAAAUUAUUGAUCAGAGAUAGAAACUUGAAUGAUCAUCUUUUCGUCAUUCGAGGCUCAUUGUCAAGUGAAACUACACUUGAACAGAUCAAAAAAGAGAACCCAUUGAGGAGUCAUGCUGUUUAUUUGGAGGCAAUAGCCAACAAACCAGUCACUCUUCAUGUCGGUGCACAUUGUUCUGAAGUUCACGUGUCAAGCGGACUUCGUAUGGCCACACUUCUCGUCGAUUUGAAGCUAGCUGCUAGUGGAGAGGCAAUAGCUCGGGUACAAGGCGACAACGAUACAUCGAUCAAAUGGAUUAUCGCUAAAAAGAGGAUUAAAGCACCAAGAAUGUUUAGACUUUUCGAUUUCGAAGCAGAAGAGGUUCAAUCAAACUCAUUCCAUCCGAGUGGCGUUGCGCCGUUUCCACAUUUACAGAAAGAACUUCGCGAUUCGGUGCUGAUCGAUGCCGGUGAAGUGCUUUGGCUUUGGUCAGAAGUCACUCCAAGUACCCAUGUUUUAGAAACAGGAUUAAGAUAUUGGGAUAAACGAGUUGGGCCUUGCACAGUCGUAGAGAAAAGAGCUGAACCACCAGAGUUCGUUGCUCUUUUCCAGGAAUGGGUUGAGUGGCCAAAAGAAGAAAUAACCAGUCCUGACUCAAGUCCUCCACGUGCUUUAAACGAAUGUCUAUCGGAGCGGCGGCGCACGUUCACCCCGUAUCAACUUCGAGAUCGGGACUCUUUGCCGCCAGGAGUGGAUCUUUCUCGAUUGCACAAGUACCUCACCGAGGAUGAUUUUGAGAAGGAAUUCGGGAUGUCACCGAAAGAUUUCUCGGGUCUUCCCCAAUGGAAACAAGUUCGAAUGCGAAAGGAUUUGGGGCUAUUU